AUGUCGGAAUCAAACGAUAUAGAUGUGGAUCGUCUGCCACCACAAGAAGAGAAACAACAGGCACAACAAUCUUCACAAGGACACGAGAAUCAUAACCACCACCACCACCAUCACCACCAUCACCACCACCAACAACAGCAACAGCAACAACAACAACAAAAACCACCACCUCCGCCACUUGACCCAAAUGCUAACCCCGCUAACAGAAUUGGAAAAUAUCAGGUUCUAAAAACCUUAGGUGAAGGUUCGUUUGGUAAAGUGAAAUUAGCUCAACAUCUCACCACCGGUCAACGAGUCGCUCUUAAGAUCAUUAAUCGUAAGACUUUGGCUAAAUCAGACAUGCAAGGUCGUGUAGAGCGUGAAAUUAGCUACUUGCGUUUAUUGAGACAUCCACACAUCAUCAAACUUUACGACGUCAUCAAGUCGAAAGAUGAUAUAAUCAUGGUUAUCGAAUUUGCUGGGAAAGAGUUGUUUGAUUAUAUUGUGCAAAGAGGUAAGAUGCCCGAAGACGAAGCCAGAAGGUUCUUUCAGCAAAUCAUUGCCGCAGUAGAAUAUUGUCAUCGUCACAAGAUUGUGCAUCGAGAUUUAAAACCUGAGAAUCUCUUGCUUGACGACCAGUUGAAUGUCAAGAUUGCUGAUUUUGGAUUAAGUAAUAUCAUGACUGAUGGUAACUUUCUCAAGACAAGUUGUGGAUCGCCAAACUAUGCUGCUCCAGAAGUCAUAUCUGGAAAGUUGUAUGCUGGUCCUGAGGUAGAUGUGUGGUCUUCAGGUGUGAUUUUAUAUGUCAUGCUUUGUGGAAGAUUGCCAUUUGAUGAUGAAUUUAUCCCAGCAUUAUUUAAAAAGAUUAGUAAUGGUGUUUAUACAUUACCAAACUAUCUUAGUCCAGGUGCAAAACAUUUGUUGACCAGAAUGCUUGUUGUUAAUCCGUUGAACAGAAUCACGAUCCAUGAGAUUAUGGAAGAUGAGUGGUUCAAGCAAAAUAUGCCUGACUACUUGUUGCCUCCCGAUUUGAGCAAGAGCAGAUACAAUAAAAUUGAUAUUGAUGAAGAUGUGAUUAGUGCUUUGACAAUUACUAUGGGGUACGAUAGAGACGAGGUUAUUAGUGUCAUUAACAAGAGUAAUGAACAUAGACACCCACAGGAACAGAGCAAUGAAAUCCUUGAUGCUUAUUUGUUGAUGAAAGAAAACCAUACUAUGGUUAAUGACUUGAAAAAGAGCAAAUCAGAAAAUGUUGAUAGUUUUCUUUGUUCAUCACCACCACCAAGUUCAGGGCUCGCUGGUGGACCAACUACAGGUUUCAAUUCUUCAACAAGUUCUGCACCAGGUGUCCAACAAUCACUUACUUACCAAACCUUGGCUACUGUUCCUGACCUUUCUAAUCUACCCACAUCAACAAUUGCCAUUUUACCAUCAAGUCUUCCAUCUAUCCAUCGUGCGUACAUGAGUGAGUCCCAACCAGAUAACCCAGCAAUCUCGCAAGCAAUGGCUCAACCGCCGGCCAAGAAAUCCAAAACAAGAUGGCAUUUCGGUAUUAGAUCAAGAUCGUACCCAUUGGAUGUGAUGGGUGAGAUAUACCGCGCCUUGCAAAAUCUCGGUGCCGAGUGGGCCAAACCGGCAGAAGAAGAACUAUGGACCAUCAAGGUCCGUUGGAAGUAUGAUGUCAAGAAUGGCGCUGGUUCUUCAGCACCUAGUGUGAUGAAGAUGCAGAUCCAGUUGUUCCAAUUGGAGCCAAAUAACUAUUUGGUGGAUUUCAAGUUUGACGGAUGGGAGUUGCCUGAAGGUAAAGAGGAUAAGAAAAACGAGACAGGAAACAAGAGUAGCAGUAGUAAUGGACAGGCACUGGAGUUGCUGGAUGAAGUGGGUAGUUUUAGUGCAUACCCAUUUUUACACUUGGCCACUCGUUUAAUCAUGGAAUUAGCAGUCAAUAGUCAGAAUAGUUAA
Molecule: messenger RNA, 1941 nt
Organism: Lodderomyces elongisporus
Lineage: Eukaryota; Fungi; Ascomycota; Pichiomycetes; Serinales; Debaryomycetaceae
Gene: SNF1
Product: AMP-activated serine/threonine-protein kinase catalytic subunit
Exons: 1
Coding region: 1-1941 (646 amino acids)
Biological process (GO): protein phosphorylation; intracellular signal transduction
Cellular component (GO): cytoplasm
Molecular function (GO): ATP binding; protein serine/threonine kinase activity
Source: RefSeq, a predicted model, not a curated record